Messenger RNA from Onthophagus taurus, 2832 nucleotides. RefSeq names its product orthodenticle-1 (gene Otd1). Gene Ontology annotation, molecular function: DNA-binding transcription factor activity, RNA polymerase II-specific; RNA polymerase II cis-regulatory region sequence-specific DNA binding. The record is from RefSeq and is a predicted model, not a curated record. Gene Ontology annotation, cellular component: nucleus. Gene Ontology annotation, biological process: regulation of transcription by RNA polymerase II. NCBI's taxonomy places the organism in Eukaryota, Metazoa, Arthropoda, Insecta, Coleoptera, Scarabaeidae.
CCGUUGGCGUUCGCACGUUCCGUUCAAUCCUCUGACGAAAGAAAAUUGAUUGCCAGUGUAAUUGUCGAUAUUCAAUUGCGGAGACGAUCGAAAACGGUUAAUUAAUUCAACUACCCAGUGUAUGUUAUCAUAUUUUAAGGACUACUUCAAUGAUAUCCUCAUCUUUGUACAUUUUCAAAAAGUGACUUGGCUACGAAUUUGUUUACAUUAGUUGAUUUCAACAUUUUUGUUAUUAACUUUGUUGUGAUUAAUGGAUUGUAUGCAGUUGGUGAAGUGACUGUUUGUAAAUAAAUAGAUUUUUACAGACUUAUAAAACUUUGGGAAGUGUUUAGAUAAUUAUUAUAUUGGGUAACAGGAGUGCACAAAGGAGAUUUGGUUUCGUUGAAUGAAUCGAUAUUGGAUAGCGGGAAAGGUUUUUUCUACGAGCUAAUCAAUUUUCUGCCUUAAAAGUGAUUCCAAAUCCAAGCAUCACGUCUCCCACGUCGUCCGAUCACACCCCGACAGCCGGAUCCAAUUCCGGUCUGUUUGUCUCUAGUCACAUGAACAUGGCCGGCUAUCUUAGGCCCUCGGGAGCCCCCCACGGCCACCUGCCAGCCCACGCUGGUCUCGGCACCGGUCUCGGACCAGGCCUGGGGGGAAUGCCCGUUCCCGGGCUUGGCCACUUCGGCAUCUCGAGACCCAUCGAGGCGGCGCUACCAUUUGCGCAAGUCUGUAAUUAUUUUCCAGGAGUCAACCCUAGAAAACAACGCCGAGAAAGAACGACGUUUACGAGACCUCAACUUGAUUUGUUGGAAGAUCUUUUCGCGAAAACUCGGUAUCCUGACAUUUUUAUGCGCGAAGAAGUUGCUGUUAAAAUCAGUUUACCGGAAUCAAGAGUACAAGUAUGGUUUAAGAAUCGCCGUGCGAAAUGUCGCCAACAACUACAACAGCGACAACAAAAACCAACAACGAGAGGACCAACCUCUCCAACGAAAACUGCGAAAGCCGGGAAAAUGUCUCCAAGCAUCACGACGUCCACUCAGCAACAACAACAAAGUACGACCCCGCAAAAUGCAUCUUCACUUCCAACUCCAUCAACGUCCAGAUCUCCAACGACGGUAAAUGUUAAGCGAGAAUCACCACAAAUCUCGACGAAUUAUCGUACAAACGGCAAUUUAACUCCAAUUGGUAGUUCAAGUAGUGUUAUAACGACCCCUUCUCCGCCGAUGCCUUCCCCAUCGAGCAAUCCUCCGCUGUCAUACCAACAUGAUUCCUAUAACAGUUUCAAUUGGCAAUUUAAUAACACCCACAAUAGUUCCCCGCAUCAUUAUUACGGUCAGAAUUAUAGUCAGGCGUAUUACAGUCAAAUGGAAUAUUUUAAUCAACCGAAUGCGCAAAAUCAAAUGCAAGUUCCGAAUCAUAUGGGCGCAUCGUAUCAAAUGACCGGUUAUCCAUUAACAGCUCCAUCUCAUCACCAAAAUUUCAGUCCGCGUCAUACUGAUUGUAGUCUUGAUUAUAUGAAUCAAAUGGUCUAGUGGUUAAACGUGCGAACGGCGGCGCAAAAGUACAAAAGAUAUCGUCGAGAAAUUGAUCGAAAUGAUAGUUUUUUUGAUGGAGCAUAUCAGACCAGAAAUAAACGCGGAUAAUUUUUUUUCUAUACAAGUUAUUUACGUCUGAUGAUGUGAAAUUUGAUUACAAAUAAAAUAAAUAAAAAUCAUCCAAAAAAAGCUUAUUAUUGGAUGUGUAAUAGGCAGGUUUACAAACAUAAGGACACAAAAAGAAAGAAUUUAUUUUUUCGUAGUUUUUGGACUGGUUAUGAAUUCAUCAAAUCAAAUUUUUAAGAUAGAUUAUUAUUAGCAAUUUUUAACUUGGGAAAAUUCGCAAUCAGUGUCAAAAAUUACCUUAAAAACACAUUUUGUGUCUAAAAUCGUGUAAACUUGCAUCAUUUUUGUUUAAAUAUAAACAUGAUUAAUAAAAUAUCAUUAAUCUGAAAAAGAAAAAAAUCUGUACAAACUAAAACGACAGCAAUGUAGUUAUUAGUAGGCAAAUUAAUUUUAUAAACGUUUUGUAUUUACGUCCAUCAUAAAUUGAUUCAGUGGUUAUGUCGUUAUGUAAAUAUGCAAUAUUAAAAGAGUUUUGUACUCUUCUUAAAGAAAGUAUUUAGAAAGUGUGUAUUAACCGUCAAAAAGCGAGUCGAUCAACGAAUUUCAGGCACUAAGAAAAGAAAAUUAAUUUUACAAAAAGAAAAAAAGAUGAUGAGUUAAUACAACAUUUUCUUUUGCAAUGUUAUUUAGUCGUCAAUUUUAAGUGAAUUUUGCCCUUUUUUAAUUCUCAUUUACUUAUAAAAAAAUGUUUUGCUUUAAAUAUCUUUAAAAAAAUUUCUUUCUCGAUGUAUCGCAACGAUAAUUAAUAGAAAAUGAUAUAUCGCUACGAUAUUUUGUAUUUUCACUUGUAUUUACGCUCGAAGGUUAAUAUAUUGUUUAUAAUAUUUUAAUAAUUUUACAAGAUUAAAAAAUGUCUGUUUAGAUUUUAAGAACGUAUACAUCGUAAAGUGUUAAAAUUCUCAGGAAAUAAGUUUCAUUGGACCUAUUCAGGUCGAAUGAAAGAAAUAUUGGUCUAAACUCUAAAAUAUUGAUAUUUAAUACGUGAUAAUUAUGGAAUUUUAAUACUUUAUGGAAAUAGAACUCUUUUGGUCUUCUGUAUAAUGUACUAUUCAUCAUAACUAUUUUACGAGAUACCGUUUGAUAUUUUUAUCGAAUCAUUUGUACAUAGUGAAAGAAACGCUUUUAUCAUUUAAGUUGAUUCGAAUACGAAUGUGUAAAUUGUAUAUACAUAUAGUCUUAUAGAAGUGAU